AUGGCCCCGAAACAGCGCGACCCCCCGCCCGCGCCCGCGAGCGGUAUUCUAUCUAAUGUAUUUGGCUUUGUCUCGCGCGAGAUCGAAUCCUUUGUUACCACCGCGACCGGUUUAGGUGACAGCCAGGCGACUAUCCCGUCACAGGCGUCGACAUCGCGCGUCAAACUCGAAGAUAGUCGAAGAGUAAAGGUAAAGAAGGUCGGGCGCGACAGAGCAAAGUCAAAACACGCGCGAGGGACUACUGAUGACGCCGAAGAGGACGAUGCGCGCCGGCGGAAGCUGGCGCGAGCCAGGGAGCGGUCGAGCAGCCCGCCAUUACUUGCACGGCAUACUGUGAAGAAGCAUAAGCAACAUAUAUCUCGAGUCUCAACGUCUGCAUCCCCUCAUCUAACGAUUGGCGCUGUGGAAGGUCGGUUUGGCCUCUUCUCCGUUUCAUCAUCGUAUGAAAGCAAUUGUACAGAAUGCGGUAAACAUUCCGGUACUCUAUAUCCCAGAGAAGAACAUAUGCAUAAAAUAAAGUCGCAAAGGCUUCCAUCGCCGACGCGUAGCGAGGAUGCAGGUCCACAUUCCCCCUCGCGUACACCCCCUCCCAUACCAGCCCUGCUCCUUCCUCGAUCGACGCCAAUCACCAUGCCAGGUUCCUUUUAUCCUCGUUCUGAAUCGAUAAUGCCCGAUUUAACACCAAUGCUCGCGCGUCGUAUAUCUAAUCUACCCCGUACCCCAAGUCCGCCAUUACGUUCAAUUUCUCAGUCACAGCCUGGGCCUUCACGUUCUCCCGAUCAUUCUCGAGCAUCAGACGCGACCUCGCAACUUGAAGGGACCACCAGAGGCCGGAAACGUGAAUUGGAUUCCACAAGAAUCAGUGCAAUGCCUGAUAAGGAUGAUUUUCUCCAACCUGCUUUUAUCGAGGGCCAUUCCUGUGACCGUUCGAUCCUUGUCGUGGAUAGCAAAGGGAAAAGAACAGAAAUAUCAAGAGAAGGUGAAUUAUCAGAUAAUACAAAACGAUCAUCCAAGGCAAAGGGCAAAGAGCGUGCCUGUGACACGUCUGGGGAGAUUAGGGUGCGCGGGAAGGAACGUGAGCUGCGUGCCGCACGCGAAGCCCAGCUGCGUAAUGAGCCGCCCCGUGAUGAUGAAGAGCGAGGUCGUGACAAGCAGCGCAUACGGAUGUUAGAAGAGGAGAUUGAGAGGUUGAAAGCUCAGCUUGCCGCCCACAACUCCACAUCUUCACAACUCCCACCACCACCUCCGCCGCCGCCGCCACCUUUUCGACCGUCGUCGAGUUUGCCGAGCAUGCCCUUCAAGGUUCCCGACCUUCCGCCUGGAGUCCCUCGCGCUACAGAGUCUUUCUUGGCAAAUGUUCGCGCGAAUCUCAAGCAUACUGCACUGCCCGUCGAGGUCCCUAUUAACGACGUAACUGGGCGAACGAGACGAGCUGGUCAGCCGACUGUGAAUGUCCCCACAGACAAGAUGGCCGCGUUUUUGAACGAGAUGAAGACAGUAAGACUGCGAAGGAUCAGCACUGGCACUGGAGCAAUGCCUCCCCCUUCCUUAGAUGAUAGGAAUCUGCUACGAAGCAAUAGCGAUACGCGUGCGCGAGGGUAUGCCCACGGCGAGAGAUCGUUCAGCACGGUCGAAGCCCUGGUUGGGGAGAAGAGGAAGCGCGAUGCCAGUGCGGAUGGUGCUCCGUUCAAACGACGUGUCACCACUUUUGCACUGGCCAACAUUAACACAGGAUCAUCCACGACCUCGACCUCUUCCCAGACCUCAUACGAUUCUCGUGCCACAGGUUCCUCAACCUCUAUGUCAUUUGCUCCUGCAUCCCGUCUAUCGGGGCGCACGUGGCCCUCAGUGUCUACAACCGAGACCGAUAUUACAACGCCCUCUCUGUGUUCUGAUAACGAGACGGAGCAACGAAAGGAGGCGGAAAGCUUGCCGCACACACCACCUCAUCCUAUCCGUCGCGAAGGGUCUGUGAAGCAGGGCUCUAAUGCGCCGCCAGACGUAGAGGUGAUCGACGUUGACGCGGAACUGGAGCCGACUCAGAUCGUAGAGUCCGAUCCGCCGGAAACAGUUAAACCGGAUGUUUUCGCCAAGCGCCCUCCCCAGUCACCACUACCUGCUCCUGCGCCUCGCCGGGCGCGUCCGCCGGCGAGGAAACGGGCCAAACAACUCGAAUUUCAGUUUCUGAGAUCUACCGACGGAGACGGUUCGCUGUUGAAAUCACAGGGACAUCCGCGAGGCGGUGCCGUUGCGAGCAGGAAGGGCGGUAAGACAGUGGAGACGAAGAGUCGUUUGCCUGUUCCUGUUCAAACAGCGAAAGCUCCGAGCGGUACGGACAUACCGCAGGAACAAGGCCAGGAAGAGCCAUCUGCUGCGUCAAAUCGUGCGCGACGGCGACGGACAUUGGACGAGGAGCUGCGCAGGGCGGGGGAUGACUUGUGGGCCGAUGAACUGUCGCUGAAGCCUGGUGAUAGUGAGCGACACAACGUAGACAUGGACAGUGGAGAGCUCGUAGGUGUUGGUACGAAGAGCACGCGACAGGGGUUUCUGAAAGGUGGUGGUGGUGGUGGUACUCCGGUCUUUAUGGGUGUAGGGAACAUCCAAGGCGUGGAGGACGACGGAGAUGAUGAAGAUGAGGGGACUGAUGAUGAUAUUCCUCCUCCACCGGUGAGAUCGGCAAGGAGGGUGAGGAGUUAA
Fibroporia radiculosa is the source of this 2697-nucleotide messenger RNA. RefSeq lists its product as uncharacterized. The coding region runs from base 1 to 2697 and encodes 898 amino acids. The transcript has 4 exons. Lineage: Eukaryota; Fungi; Basidiomycota; Agaricomycetes; Polyporales; Fibroporiaceae. The record is from RefSeq and is a predicted model, not a curated record.